AUGUCUUUGAGCACUUUCAAGGAGACCCUUAAGCCCUGCAAAAACAACCCAUCUGCAUCAUCUUCUUCUUCUUCAUCUUUUUCUUCAAUUUCCCACAAUUUUGACUCUUCCAUAAACCCUAGGAAACCCCCCAAAUCUUCACUGUCUCAGCAGCUUUUGCGCCUUCAACACCAAGAGUCCACCUUCUAUUUGCCUCGGACUCAGCUAAAAAGCCCAAAAACAGAGACCCUUUUGGGACCUGAAGCUGAAGAUAAUGAUGAUGAAGAAGAAGCGGAGGAGGAAAAAAAGCAAGAUAGGAUUUUUAGGCCAAAGAUGGAGUCUUUUCAGUUUGAUCAUACUGGACCUUUUGAACCAUUAGUUCUCUCUUUACCUGGUGAAAUUUCUGUGGUUCAGGUACCCCCAUCUAUUAAUUGCAGACUCUUAGAACAUCAGCGAGCUGGUGUUAAAUUUUUAUAUAAUUUAUACAGGAACAAUCAUGGAGGUGUUUUGGGAGAUGACAUGGGAUUGGGCAAGACAAUCCAGACAAUUGCAUUUUUGGCUGCUGUUUUUGGAAAGGACGAAGAAGCUGACAACUUAACAUCAUUGAGGGGAAAUCAGCCUGAGAAGAAUGACUGUGUUCUAAUUGUUUGUCCGACAUCUGUUAUUCACAACUGGGAGAAUGAAUUUUCAAAGUGGGCACCGUUCUCUAUCGCUGUUUAUCAUGGACCUAACCGUGAUUUAAUAAUUGACAAACUAGAAGCUCGAGAAGUGGAGAUAUUGAUAACUAGUUUUGACACCUACAGAAUUCACGGUACUAUAUUGUCAAAAGUUCAAUGGGAGAUAGUGAUUGUUGAUGAGGCACACAGGCUAAAGAAUGAGAAGUCAAAACUUUAUAGAGCAAUUUUAGAGAUUAAAACCCAGAAACGAUACGGUUUGACAGGAACAAUCAUGCAGAACAAACUAAUGGAAUUGUUCAAUUUGUUUGAAUGGGUAGUACCUGGUUGCUUAGGAACACGUGAACAUUUCAGGGAGUUUUAUGAUGAACCUCUCAAGCAUGGCCAAAGGUCAAGUGCUCCAGAAAGAUUUAUUAGAGUUGCUGAUGAUCGAAAACAGCACUUAGUGACAGUAUUACGCAAGUAUUUGUUGAGAAGGACCAAGGAGGAAACCAUCGGGCAUCUUAUGAUGGGAAAGGAAGAUAAUGUUGUAUUCUGUGCCAUGAGUGAGUUGCAGAAACGGGUAUACCAGAGAAUGUUACAGCUACCUGAUAUCCAGUGCCUUAUUAAUAAGGACCUUCCAUGUAGCUGUGGUAGCCCUCUGAAACAAGUAGAGUGUUGCAAAAAGAUAGUGCCCAAUGGAGUCAUUUGGCCAUACCUUCACAGAGAUAAUCCAGAUGGUUGUGAUUCAUGUCCUUUUUGCCUUGUUCUCCCUUGCCUUGUCAAGCUUCAGCAGGUGAGUAAUCACUUAGAGCUCAUCAAACCAAAUCCAAAGGACGAUCCUGAUAAACAAAGAAAAGAUGCAGAAUUCGCUGCUGCAGUAUUUGGUACAGACAUUGAUUUGGUGGGAGGACAUACCCAGGAUGAGAGUUUUAUGGGUCUAAGUAAUGUCAAACAUUGUGGUAAGAUGAGGGCUCUGGAAAAAUUAAUGUUCUCAUGGCUUUCCCGGGGUGACAAGGUCCUACUUUUCAGUUACUCUGUCAGAAUGCUGGACAUACUUGAAAAGUUCCUUAUACGCAAAGGCUGUUGCUUUUCAAGACUUGAUGGAUCUACUCCGACUGGAGUACGCCAGUCUCUUGUUGAUGACUUCAACUCAAGUCCAAGCAAACAGGUCUUCCUCAUAUCAACUCGAGCUGGUGGGCUUGGACUCAAUCUUGUUAGUGCAAAUCGUGUAGUGAUCUUUGACCCAAAUUGGAAUCCUGCCCAGGAUUUGCAGGCACAAGACAGGUCAUUCCGUUAUGGGCAGAAGCGGCAUGUCAUUGUUUUCCGUCUUCUUGCAGCCGGUUCUCUAGAGGAACUAGUUUACACCAGGCAGGUUUACAAGCAACAACUAGCAAAUAUUGCUGUUUCUGGGAAAAUGGAGAAACGUUACUUUGAUGGUGUGCAGGAUUGCAGAGAAUUUCAAGGAGAGCUGUUUGGUAUCUGCAAUUUGUUCCGCGACCUGUCUGAUAAGCUUUUCACCAGUGAAAUAAUUGAAUUGCAUGAAAAGCAAGGAAUAGAGCAUGGAGAUUGUGAGAGUUCAAAGCAGAUUUUUACUGAACUUCAGAAGUGUUUUCUUCCACAGAAGGAAUUAACUAAUACGUCUGCGGAAGCAUCUCAGAACAGCAAACCUAAAGAUGCAAGUAAAGAACCGGUCGAACCAGUACUUGAAGACUUGGGUAUUGUAUACGCUCACCGAAAUGAAGAUAUUGUUAAUUACGGACCCUGGAUUCAAGGAGAUAAAGAAUUGGAUACGAAUUUAAAGGGCACUGUGCAACAUUCACUCCUUCUUGUUGCCAGGAGGAGGAAAUCAGAAGCAGUAGCAGGUAGCAAAAAUACUAUAGAAAAUGCUGCUUCAUCCAAGAUGAGGAAAAAGAGCCAGUAUAGCCUCCUUGCUCAGUUCAUGGGUAUGGAGGAAGUAGAAUUCAGCAAGUGGUUACUUUCAGCGAAUCCAGAAGAACGGGAGAAAGUCCUCCGGGACUAUAAGAGGAGAAAGGAUAAGAUUCCAAAUGGCUGAUAUCUUUCCUCAUCAGGAAGGCAGAGUUUUUGUAAUGCAAAUUGUAACGCUUUGUGGAUAGAUUUCUGUCUCCGUCGCUCUGGCAGUCUUUUCAGGCCAAAUUGACUGUGGCCAUAUUCUGGCCUUCUGGCCUCAUCGUAACAUAGUGUAAGCGUCAAUCUGUCUGUAGUUAGCAAAUAUGUUGUUUGUCCAUAGAUCUUUCCCAAACUAUGGAAGUCGGUUGCUGUCAUUUGGGACUUUAGCCGUGAGUCGCUGUAUGCAUUCGUUUACUGACGUCUGGGUUAAUUCUCUUGAUCCGUUAAUCUUCUUGGAAGUUUUUUUAGAGCAUACUAAUUGAUGCACUUGGAAGACAAGGUUGAAACUC
This is a messenger RNA of Coffea arabica (coffee), 3052 nucleotides long. NCBI's taxonomy places the organism in Eukaryota, Viridiplantae, Streptophyta, Magnoliopsida, Gentianales, Rubiaceae. The record is from RefSeq and is a predicted model, not a curated record.